This is a messenger RNA of Gavia stellata (red-throated loon), 3391 nucleotides long. It is a transcript of the gene DERL1, whose product is annotated as derlin 1. The record is from RefSeq and is a predicted model, not a curated record. Gene Ontology annotation, biological process: endoplasmic reticulum unfolded protein response. Bases 114 to 869 code for a protein of 251 amino acids. Gene Ontology annotation, molecular function: misfolded protein binding; ubiquitin-specific protease binding. Gene Ontology annotation, cellular component: endoplasmic reticulum membrane; Hrd1p ubiquitin ligase ERAD-L complex. NCBI's taxonomy places the organism in Eukaryota, Metazoa, Chordata, Aves, Gaviiformes, Gaviidae. The transcript is spliced from 8 exons.
UCUCGCCUCUCUUCUCCUCUCCUCUCCUCUCCUCUCCCCUCCCCUCCUCUCCUCUCCCUCAGCGGCCGGUUCGUAGCGAGGCCUCGGCGGCGGCCGGGCGCAACACCGGCGACAUGUCGGACCUGGGGGACUGGUUCCGGAGCAUCCCGCUGAUCACCCGCUACUGGUUCGCCGGCUCCAUCGCGGUGCCGCUCAUCGGCAAGCUGGGCCUCGUCAGCCCCGUCUACCUCUUCCUCUGGCCCGACGCUUUCAUCAACCGCUUCCAGAUCUGGCGGCCGAUAACUGCAACUUUCUUCUUCCCAGUGGGACCUGGAACAGGGUUUCUCUACUUGGUGAAUUUAUAUUUCUUGUAUCAAUAUUCAUCACGAUUAGAAACAGGGGCUUUUGAUGGAAGGCCGGCAGAUUACAUGUUCAUGCUCCUGUUUAACUGGAUCUGCAUUGUUAUAACUGGCUUGGCAAUGGACAUGCAGUUGCUGAUGAUUCCACUCAUCAUGUCAGUACUUUAUGUGUGGGCCCAGCUGAACAGAGACAUGAUUGUAUCGUUUUGGUUUGGAACAAGAUUUAAGGCCUGUUACCUUCCAUGGGUUAUUCUGGGAUUCAACUACAUCAUUGGCGGAUCAGUCAUCAACGAGCUGAUAGGAAAUCUGGUUGGACACCUGUAUUUCUUCUUAAUGUUUAAAUAUCCAAUGGAUCUGGGAGGAAGGAAUUUUCUGUCCACACCUCAGUUCCUAUACCGCUGGCUGCCAAAUAGGAGAGGAGGAGUGUCGGGGUUUGGUGUCCCACCUGCUAGCAUGAGAAGAGCUGCAGAAGAUCAGCAGGGUGGUGGAAGACACAACUGGGGCCAAGGUUUCCGGCUAGGUGACCAAUGAAGAGCUCCUGCCCUUGGAAAAUGGACGUAGGACCGACCCUUCCUGGUGCAGAGCAUGCUUAAGAACUGAGCUCUCUGUAGCACUGUUGGAUUUAACUGAUUAGAAAGAAUGUUUCUGGUUCAAGAGAAAAUUAUAAACUCCAGAAGGGAAAAAUGUAGAUCUUGCUCCAGGUUAGCCAGUAGUGUCCAAUUUGAUUCUGCCAUUAAAAAAAGCCUUCUUUAUACAGUAUUGUCUGUCUGUCACAACCGGCAUCCGUUAUGCCAUCUUGUUGCGUGAUGUGAUGGAACAAGCUAAUGGUGUUCUGUCUCACCUGGUACAUUAAAAGCUUUGUUGAUCAUAGUAAGGUAAGAAUCCAGUGUGAGGCAGAUGGAUCAAACUAACCCCAAAGUUUAGGAAGCUGAUUUUUUUCCAUAGCUGUGCUUAGGUCCCAGGGUCUUUGGAAACAUUAUUUAAGUGAUGUCUCUCUGCUGCAUUCAUAAAGCAAUGUUUCAUUUCCAUUAUUAAGCUGUAUUUUGAGGAGAGUUUUUUUCUUGCCGUGCAGCAUUUGUCCUACCUGCUACAGCAUGGGAUGGGUAAGACUAAGGCUAAGAGGGCUUUCAUUUGAAAUUGCAAUAACAGAUAUUCACAGAAUUGAAAUCUCUGAACUCUUCAUGACAUGUUACAAGGCUUGCUCUGUUUAAACUGAAGUUGUCUGGCUUGUUUUUUUUUUCCCUCAGAUCUGUGAAUUCUUGGCUUCAAAGUUUCUGGUUUGAUUGCAAAAUUGGGUAGCACAAGUACUACUUAAACUAGAAAAUGUAACAUAUCAUUGUGGUUAAUGUAAAGGGUACUGACUGCAGCAUUAUGUUUGUUAACUGAAUCUUCAGCUUUCUCUUAAAAGCUUUAAGACAUCAAAGAAUCAAAGCUGGAAGUAAACUUUUCCAGGGUCAAGAUACAAUAGAACAGAUUGCUUUACUACAGGACUCUGUCAUUGUCAAAUAAGAAAUUAUGUACACUGUUUAUUAGUAUCUGUACUGUUUUGGUAAAACUUUUUGACAUGGAGAAGGGAAUGAUUCUGUACAGUAGUUUUUCUCAUACUGAGUUCCUGUGGGCAGAGCACAGGGCUAAGAUCCAAGAAGCUGUAAUGCUAGCUUGUUACUGACUCACUGCAUGGACUUGAGCAAACUUCUUACUCAGUUUUCCCAGCUGUAAGAAGGACUCAUGCAUGUCUCAGCAUUCUUAAAAAGUAGCUGUCCCUGACUCCCCUAGGUGUGAGCUGCUAGUGAGCAAGGUAAGGCUGAGGUUCACAUAAAUGACAACACUUAAGCUAGGAAUGCAAUUACUCUAAGCUUAAUCAGACUUCUAACUUCCUUUUUGUUUAAUAGUUGGAGGAAGAAGAGCACCAUCACUAGGAUGAGAUUCAAGUCUUUGACUAAAUUUCCCUUUAGCAUUUGUCUGUCUUUUUACUGGGUAGGUAGGGCACAGAAGGCUGUUCUGCCCCAACUCAGGUAUCUCGGAUAUCUAUAAGUAGGUGAAGUGAAUCUGGGCCAAAAGAUUUUUAUUACUAAUUUGUUUCUUCACUAAACCUGGGUUCUGAAGGUUUAAAAACUUGUAAAUACUACUUGAUGUGAAACUGGGUGGAAAAUAAGCAGUUGGACUGGAAGGUGUCAGGUGGCUUGCUUGGAAAAAAAAUGUGUGCUCCAUUUCUUCACUGCAACUCAGUUUUGUUGAUCCGACUUGCAGAAAAAUGUAGAAAACUGGUAAUGAUCAUAUUGUGUGCUUAGGUUUUACAGGAACUUGGAGUUCAGAUAUCACCUGCCAUUUUUGUCCAUUCAGUGAUAAGUUUUGAAGAUGCUCUUGUCUCUUUCUCUGUAUAAAAUGGUAGGUAGAAAAGAGGACUGCAGUGUUGUAAAUACUAAUCUAUUGUUGACCGACAGCUGUUAUUUGAUGCUAACUUGGAAAGUCUGAGAACGAUCAUUUUUAUAGGAGUCAUGAUGUAGUUGGUGUUUUUAUUCAUAGUAAUACCACUGUCUCCAAAGCAUUUGUCUUCAUUGUGAGUCAGGACCUAACUGUUAAGUGAAGAUGCAAUAGUUUGUGACUCAGCUAAAACCCUGGCACACUCAAAUUGCAGAACAUCCUCGUACAGAAGGCCAGAAGGAAGGCUUGAGUGGGAGGAAGGAUGGUAAAAAUCAUUGUCCUGGCCCAGCGCACUGUGCUGGGUCUUGCUUUCUAGUGUAUCCUCCCUCUAUAAAUUAAGAUGAAAAGGGUUGCAAGGAAGAUAGACUUCUGAUAGGUCUUGAUUAGCUUUUGAGCUGCUUCAAGUCCAUUUACUUUGGUUUAUGGAAAAUUCACUUCAGAAUUCCAUAUUAUGAGCUCAGUUUGUUUUUUCUCUAAUUUGUUGCUUGACCUGAAGCACUGUUUGUCCUCCAGCAUACACUGACAAUGGCAGUGUCUUGUUAAAUGAGUACCUUCUUUCUUAUUUUGUACAGAUAAUUUCCCUUUUUGUAAUCAAUUUUUGUUGGCAAAGUUUUAAAUUAAAGUUUUAA